Molecule: messenger RNA, 3400 nt
Organism: Hyalella azteca
Lineage: Eukaryota; Metazoa; Arthropoda; Malacostraca; Amphipoda; Hyalellidae
Product: long chain acyl-CoA synthetase 9, chloroplastic
Exons: 2
Coding region: 405-2423 (672 amino acids)
Biological process (GO): neuron differentiation; long-chain fatty-acyl-CoA metabolic process; long-chain fatty acid metabolic process
Cellular component (GO): plasma membrane; endoplasmic reticulum; lipid droplet
Molecular function (GO): palmitoyl-CoA ligase activity
Source: RefSeq, a predicted model, not a curated record
GCCGGCUCACGGCCACCACGUCCUACAUCUUAUAGCUCCCUAGAAACGUUCAUAUAUACGUACACUUUCCCAUAUAUCUGUAGUAUACUUUUCUACAUGGUGUGAAAUACGUGAAAACAAUAAGAUUUUGUGGCAAAAUAUUGUUUCGUAUUCGUUUGGAACUCGAAGUGUGAAUUUUAUUUUCUUGUGAAACUGACGAAGUCCCAAGCGCGCGUUUGGUUUUAAUCGUCAGGAAAUAGUGUGGAAAUUUUUCUGCUGAUGAUAUCUCAGUUUAUAACAAUCAACGGAGUUUUUGAAAACUACGACGCACACGAGCAUCUAAUUUUUCAGUCUAAUAACUCACUUAAUAACGUACUUCGUACUUGGUUGAACUGUCAAUUGGCCUUCUUUUUCACUCCAUAAGAAUGUCUACGGUGCGCGGAGUUCGUGGUGCCAACAACACGUGGCGCAAGGCUGACGACAUCGGCAACGAACCCGGCUUACAACUCACAAAACAUUUACUCGACAACUCCAUCAUCACAGUCCCCGCAAUACUUCAGUACUCGGGCGAUAAAAAUGGCGACCAGCCUUGCAUGGGCACCAGGACCAUAAUUCUCAGACAUAUCGAAGAAUCCAAAGGCAAGAAGCUGGAGAAAUUAGAGCUCGGUGACUACGUAUGGAAGUCCUACAAAGAUGUUUAUGAGGACAUGUUAGUGUUGUCUAAAGGUGUCUUGAGUUUGGGUUUGAAACCUAAAUCUAAAAUUGCGAUGUUCGCGGAGACGCGAGCCGAGUGGUAUGUGUUUUCAGUGGCAUGUAUGAACGCCGGAAUGACUAUCGUAACGCUUUACACGAACCUCAACGACGACGGAGUUGCACACGGCAUCUUGGAGACAGAAGUUGACACUAUCGUCACGAGUGUCGAGCUCAUGCACAGACUUGCCAAGAUCCUGCCAGGGAAUGAUCAGGUAAAGCGCGUGAUCGUGUUAGAGGAUCAGCUGGAUGGCAUCGGCGAUGCUAAAGCCACUCUACCGUCCAUGGAAGUUUUGUCUUACGGAGAAGUGCGUAAGAUGGGACGUGACGCCGACGUACAGAACAUCGAGGGCCCGGGUCCUGAUGAUGUGGCCAUCAUUAUGUACACGAGUGGGUCCACAGGCAAUCCAAAAGGCGUGUUGUUGUCUCACCGCAACAUUUUCUCAGCCAUCACGGCCUACGUUGUGCAGGCGCACUUGAGCCCCGGCGACUGUUACUUGGCUUAUCUUCCUCUCGCGCACGUCUUGGAGCUCGCCACAGAAACAGCUAUCAUUGCCAUGGGCGUGAGCAUUGCUUAUAGCUCUCCCCUCACUCUCACUAAUACUAGCCCUAAAAUUAUGAAGGGAACCGUAGGCGAUGCAAGAAUGGCGCGACCGACAGCAAUGUGCGCCGUGCCUCUCAUCCUUGAUCGCAUUAUUAAAGGAGUCUUAACCAACGUCGAGCGACAAGGCAAAUUUGCAUCGAAACUUUUCUCGGCGUCACUGCAGUACAAGCAAGCAAUUAAUGGAAACGGUGGCGUUUUAAGCAGGUUUUUAGACACUAUGAUCUUUAACAAAGUGAAGGCAGAAUUGGGCGGCCGUUUACGCAUGAUGGUUGUGGGAGGUGCUCCGAUCUCCAAUAGAACGCAACUCAUCAUCAAGGCGAUGUUUGGGUGUACAUUACAAGCUGCGUACGGCGCAACCGAGACUUCAGCUUGCGCUACCAGCAUGGACGCGGACGAUCACACUCUUGGCCACUGCGGACCACCAAAUCCACGCACCAUCGUUAAACUCGAUGACUGGGAGGAGGGCGGGUAUCGGGUUGCGGACGAACCCCUGCCGCGGGGGGAGGUCGUCGUCGGGGGAGACUGCGUUGCGUUAGGAUACUUUAAAUUACCCGAAGAAACCAAGCAAUCGUUUUAUGAAGAGGAUGGUGUACGGUGGUUCCGUACGGGAGAUAUCGGAGAGAUGGAUGAGAAUGGGUGUCUAAGAAUCAUCGACCGCAUGAAGGACCUCGUAAAGCUACAGAGCGGGGAGUACGUUUCCCUGGGGAACGUUGAAGCUGUUCUCAAAACGCACGCGGUUGUUGACAACAUAUGCGUUUUCUGCGAUAGCAACCAAAACAACACCGUGGCAGUGGUGGUUCCGGCUGCCGAAACCCUGAAGAAAAUAGCCGCUGGACUAUCCAAGAACGAAUCUGAUAAUCUGAGCGAUCUGUGUAACGACGCGGACGUCGUUAAAGCCGUGCUGAAGACGCUUCAGAGUCACGGCCGCAGCCAAAAGCUCAAUCGUGCCGAGAUUCCCACUGCAUUGUUCCUGACUUCUGAGCCGUGGACGCCCGAUAAUGGCUUAGUUACUGCUGCUUUGAAGUUGAGGAGAAAGCCUAUAGUCAAACAUUUCUCGCAACAAAUAGCCGCCAUGUACGCCUCUUCCUAAAUGCACUGUGAUGGCUUACGUCAAGUGUCUUGCCAGGAUGUUGGAGGGCAUUCGAGCUCAUCUUUUUAUUGCUCUUUGUUGUGAAGAUAGAGACGAUCAUCGUAAAGGAGAGCGCGAGCGUUGCCUGAAUGUGUCAAAGUUUCAAGUGCUGAAAUCUUCAGAAAAAUUUACCCAGAUGGGCACUCUUUAUCCUAAAUAUUGUUAUCCAAUGUGAUGUGAAUUAAUACAAAAUUGCAUAGUAAAUUACACGGAUUUUAUAAUAAAUUUCUGUUAUUAAUAGGCCUAAUCAAAUGAUAAAUGUAUUCUAUUAUAUGAAGGCAUUAAUUUAACGUACUCUUUCUUUAACGCUUUACUAGAAUAAAUGUUGAUUCAGGGUGCACUUAGACGUAAUUACAUUGACUAUGUGAGGAAAAACAGGGAAGAUUACUGCCCUGUUCUCCACGACUGUGAUUAGAAAAUUCGUUUGUUGCUUGAGUUAUAGCACGCGUAGGAUGUUGAGAAAGCUUCAUUGCUAAAUUGUAAUUAAAAGAUGUUUUAGUAAGGAAUAAAUGGUUUCUUAUAAUCUAGGUGUUGUUCUUCACUGUGAAAUAAAAUUAUUUAGAAAACUAUAUAAAUUUCACUACUGGUUAUGAUUAGGUCGAAAGUGAAACUAAACUAUUGGCGACUUCGAAAAUACGGAUUUUUUGUUUGCGGAGUCAGAUUUGAGAUAAGAGAUUUUAUCCACUGAUCCAAAUUAGAAUGAAGGUUUUCAUAAUUUUUUUUGGAACUGCAACCUUCCACAUGGUGAAGUGACCGUUUGUAUAAAAACAAUUUCGUUAUUCAAUAAUCGCGCGGCUUAGUUUAUAUUUUGCGCUUAUUUCUUGUUAAUAUUGUUGUUCUAUGGAGUAUAGUUAGUCGUAUUGCUUAACGGAAGUCCUUGUAAGUUUGUACAGAUUUUUGUUUGUAAAUAAAGUUUCCCGGUUCGAUGUUUCUGGCAA